CGUAACUGCGAAAUUAGCGUGGGCACUAGCGUCUCGUGGGCAUGACGCACGCCCUCUGCGUCUCAGCACCAACUACAAACAUCAGUCAGUGUGAUUAGGGAGAAAGAUACACACUUGGCACGUCUGCUGCAAACCACAGUGAUAUUCUCUUCUUUGUACAGACCUUUAGGCAUUCAGGUUUAGACAACUCUCCAUCCAAGGAUUCCGCAUCUGUCCACUUUGACUGUGUCUCACUGCUUACACAAACUCACUCAUGACUUACAAGAAGAACAACAUCCAUGCCCAAACAAUAUACUACAGCAAACUCAAGACCUGCUUAAUAUAUGCUUUACCCACCCUGUUGUAAAUUCAACCUGGACCUCGUCAACCGACACAGUCUACUACCAUAACCAUGUCAUCACCAACACCACUUCCUACCAGAGUCCGGUUCCUCGCCGAUAUUGGCAGCUCCUAUAUCGAUUUGAACGGGACUUGCGAUAUCUGUCACGGGGCCUUUGAUAGAGGACAUCACAUAGCAGUACGCACAAAAUGCCAACACAUCUUCGGCCUAUCCUGUCUCACUCGAUGGACCUACACUAAUGGAGAGCAAUUAAACACCUGCCCCAAUUGUCGUAGAGCUCUCUUCAUAAAACCUCCAGAUUUUCCCGUCUUCGCGGCGGGAUAUUAUUCAGACAGCUCGUACUAUUACUCACUAGACAUGUGUACGAACCCAGUCUCAUCGCGAACCAUCGUCAUCCACAUCUGGCAUCAGAUGCGUCAGGUAAAUCCCCAAUUUAUAAUCUAUAAUGGCAACAUCGAGGCUCAAAUACACAGAGCCGGACAAUAUUUUGCAGAUAAUUUCGGACUCAUUUUCCGCAUCGAUUCUACUCAUCUAGUCAACCUGAGAGAAGUCGCCAAAGAUAUGAUUAGAGAGCAGGCUGAAACACAAGAUGUUUUCGAAGAUGCGAGCAUUGGUGGCAUGCCAUGUAGGUGGGUUAGAAACCUCGAGGGUGUAUGGCUGCCGCGUGUGGCUGAGGUUUUUGGCUGGCAACUGGAGGAGGUUCGGAUACAUCAACAGUAUACAUUGCGGCUUUCUGAUUCUGUAUGGAAGUUCGCGAUGUAGUGUGGGCUAUCAUUUUUUUUUUCCCUGAAUGAGCUUAGCCCUUGACUGGUUCUUACUUUAGUGGAAGAUUACAAACAUGGUGGCAAUAUUGGUCUGUCAGGUCCGUGAGGAUUG
Alternaria alternata is the source of this 1216-nucleotide messenger RNA. RefSeq lists its product as hypothetical. Bases 392 to 1102 code for a protein of 236 amino acids. Lineage: Eukaryota; Fungi; Ascomycota; Dothideomycetes; Pleosporales; Pleosporaceae. The transcript has a single exon. The record is from RefSeq and is a predicted model, not a curated record.